AGCCAAACGGGAGCUUGGUGCUUGCCGUCUCUCCUAGUGUUAGAGCUUCCAAACCCUAGUUCUCUUUAAACUCUUCUUCGGUUAAAUCUAGACCAGGGAGAAAUGGAGUACUGAACCCCACGAAUUCGGUGGAGAAAUGGGCUCUUCCGUGACUUUUCACCCGCCAUGCCUGCUCCCGAACAAGCUCCACGGCCGUUUCUCCUUCGCCGACCGGCUAUCGGGCCCUUACUUGGCCUCCCCAGUCCCGAGGCAACGGAGGUCUCUUUGGUUGAUUUCCUCCGUGGCGAGAAAGCUCGAGGCUUCUUGGGUCCCCGUCAACGAGAGCUCAGAAGAUGGUUUCGGCGGUUGGUCUGUCUGCAAGACCGAAAUCGAGGACAGACAUGGUGUACCAAAAUUUCUCUUUUUUGGCGCGGGGGCUUCGAUGGCAAUCUUGUUAGCUGCCCUCACAUAUUGUUCUUUCUCGAGAAAAGGUUUCAAGCUUCAUCUCACUGCCCCAUUCAACAUGUUUCAUGAGAAGCUGAUGCCGAUGGGAUCUGCAGUAGAUAAAGAUACUGAACUAGCUGAUCUGGAAGUGCAUAGGGUGUCAGAGACGCAGAUGGAUGAUAAGGCUGAUACAGAACCAAAUGUAUCGGAAAAAAAAAAUCAUUUAUCAGAAGGCAAACGCAUUAUUGUUCCAGUGGCUGCCGAUCCCAUCCAAAAUGAAGCUCUAUCUGUUUUGAAGAAGCUAAAGAUCAUUGAAAAUGAUGUCAAUGCCGACGAAUUGUGUACCAGGAGGGAAUAUGCAAGAUGGUUUGUCAAAGCAAACUUUAUGUUAGAAAGGAACCCAAAAUACAGGAUGGUUCCGAAGAUUUUGAUUGCUGGUUCAAUUUUUAGAGCAUUUGAUGAUGUCAGUGUUGAUGACCCGGAUUUUUGGUGCAUUCAAUCACUUGCAGAAGCUGGUGUCAUUCACAGCAAGCUCUCCUGUAUGAACUCCACCGGUCUUUCAGAUAUGGGUUGUGGUCAUGGUCAAGGAAAAUUUUCAUUUUUUCCAGAAUGUUUUGUAUCUCGUUUUGAUCUGGUAAACUGGAAAGCCCUGGUAGAGUAUUCAUUCACUUCCGAAAUGAAUGAAAAGAUGUCAGGGAACAAAGUGGGCUUGUUGGAUCUGAGUUCUAGUUCAGAUGCAUCACCACAGUUAUUUGUAGACCUAAUGGCUGGUGACCAGAGCAUAAUUAGAAGAGUUUUUGGAAACAUUAGACGACUUCAACCACUCAAACCUGUAACAAAAGCACAAGCAGCAGUUGCACUGACCAGUGGCAGAAUGAUGGAAGCAAUUCAUGCUGAAUUAUCAAGACUUGAAGCAGAAGAUCUAUCAAGGCAAGCUGAGAUGGAAGAAAUCAGGUCUGAGUUACUUCACAGAGGAGAAAUACAGAGCUUCUGGGAGGAAAGGUUGAACAAAGAGCAAGACCGUGGCAUUGAGGUUGAGAAGGAUCUUCAGGUUGCCUUGUUUGAUUUGGAGGAGAAAAUGGCUCAAGAUGAGAGCUUUGAUGACUAUUUGAAGGAGAAAGCAGCUCUGGAUUGUCAACAGCAGCUGCUGUUAAGUCUUACGGAAGAAGUUGAUGGUGUGUAUGGGAGGCUUGCAACCGAGAGAGCUAAUAUCACAGCUGAGCAAGAGAGUUUGGAGAAACUUUAUGUUGACUUGUGCGGUAAGCAGGAUGCCAUACGUGAAGCCAAAUCAAUAUUGGAAGCUGAGAAAGAAGCAAUCCAGAUUCUAAGAUCUUGGGUAGAGGAGGAAGCAUUGCAAGUCCGUGCUAGAGCCAAGGUUCUGGAGCAAGCUGCACAAAGAUGGCAUUGCAAUAAGGAAUUUGAGCCUCCCCAGCCAAUUUCAUCAGAAAGCAAUGAUUCUCAAAUACUACAAGAAUCCAAUAGAAAAGGGUCGUAGUCGGUUGUUUUUAGAUGCUUACCCUUUUGUUUCUGUAAUUCUUUUAGAUUGUGUUUUAGUUCUCAUUUUUGCUGUCAAUAAUCUUACAUCACAUUUAACGAGAGUCGGGGAGCUGUUCCAUCUUUUGAUAAAGAGAAGUUUUGUUUUAGCAAAUGAAGUAUCAAGCUGCUUUCGAGCUCGUGACCCCC
Elaeis guineensis (African oil palm) is the source of this 2106-nucleotide messenger RNA. RefSeq lists its product as uncharacterized. Lineage: Eukaryota; Viridiplantae; Streptophyta; Magnoliopsida; Arecales; Arecaceae. The record is from RefSeq and is a predicted model, not a curated record.